AAAGUAAUUCUGGUGGUUAGUUGAACCAAAUAAAACUCUUUUGUGUGAAGGCUCGAUAAUUAUUUUAAUGUUGAAAAUUUUGCAACCGGUAUUAUUUUCUAAUAAAAGCCCUUGUCAACGAUAUUUUGCUAAAAUGGCAUCAGAAGCAAAAAAAGCUAAACUAACUGAAGUAGAAAGAGGAACUGUUUUAACUCCACUGACUGGAGCUGGAUGGACAAUGGUGGAAGGACGGGAUGCAAUUUAUAAAGAAUUUCUCUUUAAAGAUUUUAAUCAGGCAUUUGGUUUCAUGACCAGAAUAGCUUUACUAGCUGACAAGAUGGACCAUCAUCCAGAAUGGUUUAAUGUUUAUAACAAAGUACAAAUUACUCUCAGCACACAUGAUGUAGGUGGAUUGUCAACUAAAGAUGUAAAGCUAGCUACAUUUAUAGAAACAGCGGCUACAGCUGUAGAAAAAUAGUCAUUGAAUGAUCUAUUAAUCUGUUAAUACAUUCCAUCAAAACGUUCAGGGGCAAGGUGCCAUUUAUGUUAGAUAUAUAAAAAUGUUUGUUGCUUGUGUUUGUAAAUGUAUGUAGGAACUUGUUAUUGACUGAGUUUUGAAUCUCGUAAUGUAAUGAUAUAUCUAAAAACCUUUUAUUAUCUUAUUGUCAAGAAAACUUAUCAUUUUGAUCUCAUAAUUGGAUGUACUAAAUUAAUUGUGCAUUGUUCCGAUUAACUUUGAUAAAACCUAACAGGGAGAGAAAAUCUUUUCUAAAUUUAAACCUAUGAGAGCAGUUGAUUUUAAGUGUGAAUUGAUUAUGGAGAGUCUCAGUCAGUUUGUCCGACAGUUCUAGUCAUGACUGACAAUCAGGUUCAGUGAUUCAUUUGUCAUGUUUGUAAGAAAUAUAGUUGUGCUUUUUAUAAAAUUAUACACUUAAUUUAUAAAUACCAUUGAAAGUUGAAAUCUAUUGGAUAUGGAAUACUGAAAUUGUUUGACAUAUAUUCCUCAAUUAUGGAGAAAAGAAAUUCAAAUAAUCUUACACUGCCCAUUACAUCUUGAGAAUGUUGAUAUUUGAUCUGAAAUUCAACUUCCAAUGGUGUUCAUUGGACUAUUUGUAAAGUCAUAAAAUUUGUUUGUGUUGAACAUGAAAUGAUUUGAAGCAGGAAUUUUGUCAAAAUCAUG
Molecule: messenger RNA, 1159 nt
Organism: Mytilus trossulus (common blue mussel)
Lineage: Eukaryota; Metazoa; Mollusca; Bivalvia; Mytilida; Mytilidae
Product: pterin-4-alpha-carbinolamine dehydratase-like
Exons: 4
Coding region: 68-457 (129 amino acids)
Biological process (GO): tetrahydrobiopterin biosynthetic process
Molecular function (GO): 4-alpha-hydroxytetrahydrobiopterin dehydratase activity
Source: RefSeq, a predicted model, not a curated record